AAAUGCAGCAUCACUCUAUUCCCGCUGUCUCUCUCCCUCCAUUUCCGCUUCUUUCUUCUUCUCUCUCCAAAUUUAUCUACACUCUAUACGCAUAUUGGAAGAAGGUGCAGUAGAUUAUAUAGAAUCUCAUCUUGGGAAAAUCUAAUACAAAUAUUUCAAUGUUCUCUUCAUCAUGUACAAUUACGCUGUUGCCGUGUGUAUUUUUACGUCAAAAUCAACCAAUUUGCACAGUUGAUGCUCAUACAUCGUUGAAUAUUGCCAAUGGCAAAAGGCAUUCUUGGAAAGUAAAAGGCUGCAGCAGUGUUAGCAGCAUUGAUGGCCUAAGUUUCUCAUUAUCUGAGGAUUUGGAUGGUGACAGUAAUGUGAAAUUGGAUGAUACCAACCCCAGUAAUCGACACAUAAACUCAAUUACGAUAGGCCGUUGGGUUCAGUCUUGUUCCAAUGUACGCGAGGUUAAGAAACUACAUGCUGUUGUUAGUAGGAGGAUGAGAGAUCCAGUAGCUUAUGUUAAUAAUAACUUAAUCAGUAUGUAUGCUAGAUUUGGGGAGCUUGUGGCUGCUCGUCGGGUAUUUGAUAAUAUGUUGGAUAGAAAUGUUGUGUCUUGGACUGCAAUGCUGAAUGGCUACCAGAGACAUGGUUUAGGUGAUGAAGCGUUGAGGUUGUUCCUUGAGUUUGUUAACUCUGGUCUAUACGGGAAUGCGCAGACAUACGUCUGUGUACUGAAUCUGUGUGGCAGGACGUUUAACUAUGAGCUUGGAAGACAGUUGCAUGCUUCCGCAGUAAAGAAUCAAGUAAGUAAUUACAUCUUAGAUUGUACUAUUUUGCAUUUUUAUGCUCAGUGUGGUGAUUUGGGUAGCUCUUUUGAAGUCUUUGACCGGAUGCAAAAUCGGGAUUUGGUUGCUUGGACGACAAUGAUCACAGCUUGUUCACAGCAUGGGCGGGGACAGGAGGCUUUUGCAUUGUUGUCACAGAUGUUAUCUGAGGGACUUGACCUUAAUGAAUUCACUGUCUGUAGUGUAUUGAAUGCUUGUGGUGAAGAGAAAGAGCUCAGAUUUGGUGAACAGUUACAUGCUACUGUCGUUAAGAAGGCGUAUGAUAUUGAUGUUUACGUGGGGACGGUGUUGGUGGAUUUGUAUGCAAAGUGUGGGAAGAUUGAGGAGUCGAAGUCUAUUUUUGAUGGAAUGAAAAGGAGAAACGCUGUCACUUGGAAUUCUAUUAUAGCUGGAUAUGCUCGUAAUAACCUUGGUGACGAUGCCAUAAGACUCUUCCGUAUAAUGAAAAGAUUAAGGGUGCCUACUGACAACUCGACCAUGGUCAGCAUCCUUAGAGCUUGUGGCUUACUCAAGGCUUUAUCGACAGGUAAAGAAGUACAUGCGCAGAUUUUCAAGAAUUUCGAACCUAGCAAUAUCUUCAUAGGGAGUGCACUUGUAUGGCUGUAUUGUAAAUGUGGGGAUUACGCCUCUGCGGCCAAGGUUCUUCAAAACCUCCCAGAUAAAGAUGUGGUUUCGUGGACUGCGAUGAUUUCUGGCUGUGCUCGCCUAGGUCACGAGCAUGAAGCCCUCGAGUACUUAAAGGAGAUGCUGGGUGAAGGUGUGGAACCCAACCCGUUCACGUAUUCUUCAGUGCUGAAAGCUUGUGCGAAUCUGGAAAGCGUAAGGCAGGGGGAGCUCAUUCACUCAUCCCUAAACAAGACGCCUUCAUUGUCCAACGUGUUUGUUGGGAGUGCUCUGGUUCAUAUGUACUCGAAAUGUGGACAUCUUUCUGAGGCGGCUCAAGUCUUCGACAGCAUGCCUGAGAGGAACUUGGUCUCGUGGAAGGCGAUGAUCGUAGCUUACGCGAAAAACGGGCGCUGUGGAGAGGCUAUGAAGCUCAUGUAUCGAAUGCAAGACGAGUGCAUUGAGGUAGAUGACUACAUCCUCUCCACUGUUCUUACAUGCUGUGGUAAGUGGGAGAAAGGGGAGUCGUUGCCUUCGGAAAACUGUCUGCAGCCUUAAAAAUCUUACAAGAUUUUAAGUAAAGUUUUAGCAUCAUGGAUUUGAAGGGUGGGUGGUCAAGAAUGCAACAUCUGUAGCUCGAGAUUUUCGGCUUAGCACGGUUAGGCUUUUCAUGUCGUGAUCGAAGUUGAGGGAUGAAGAUGAAGAAGUUGCCUUCUGUUUGGAUGAAUUCCUGUUGAAUGAUGUUUGUCUAUAAAUGUGAAUAUGGGUUUUAUUUGGCAAAAUUUGAUGCAAAAGUAUAAAUCUUGCUGGAUUCUUGUGUUACAAAUGUUU
This is a messenger RNA of Salvia splendens (bonfire salvia), 2267 nucleotides long. Its product is annotated as pentatricopeptide repeat-containing protein At4g18520, chloroplastic. The transcript has 2 exons. The record is from RefSeq and is a predicted model, not a curated record. NCBI's taxonomy places the organism in Eukaryota, Viridiplantae, Streptophyta, Magnoliopsida, Lamiales, Lamiaceae. Gene Ontology annotation, biological process: RNA modification. Bases 159 to 1994 code for a protein of 611 amino acids. Gene Ontology annotation, cellular component: intracellular membrane-bounded organelle. Gene Ontology annotation, molecular function: RNA binding; protein binding.